Gavia stellata (red-throated loon) is the source of this 1176-nucleotide messenger RNA. RefSeq names its product D-serine dehydratase-like. The record is from RefSeq and is a predicted model, not a curated record. Gene Ontology annotation, molecular function: D-serine ammonia-lyase activity. NCBI's taxonomy places the organism in Eukaryota, Metazoa, Chordata, Aves, Gaviiformes, Gaviidae. Gene Ontology annotation, biological process: D-serine catabolic process.
AUGGGUGCAAGGUGGGUGCAGGUGUGGAUGCAGGAUGAGUCCAGGCACCAACAUGUGCCUGGGAGCCCCCUGGAGCUGCUGCCCACCCCGGCGCUGACCCUGGACCAGGCGACGAUGCGGCGCAACGCUGAGCGCAUGUGGGAGCGCUGCCAGGCCCUCAGCCUCCGCCUGCGCCCCCACGUCAAAACCCACAAGACACUCGAAGGUGCCGAACUGGCCACGGGCGGCACCCGCCGGGGCAUCGCCGUCUCCACCUUGGCCGAGGCGCGGUUCUUGGCGGCGGGGGGCUUCGACGACAUCCUCUGCGCCCACCCGCUGCCGGGGGCGCCCCUGGGGGAGUGCGCGGCGCUGGCCCAGCGCCUCGGGGCCUUCCAGCUCCUCCUCGACUGCCCCCGCGCCCCGGCCCUGCUGCGCCGGCACCCGCUGCCCCCCGGCCAGCGCCGGCUCCUCUGGCUCAAGCUGGACUGCGGCAGCGGCCGGGCCGGCGUGCGGCCCACGGACCCCGGAGCCCUGGCGCUGGCCCGGGCCAUCGCCCAGGAGGCCCCCGAGGAGGUGACACUGGUGGGGGUCUACGCUCACUGCGGGGACACCUACGGCUGCCGCGAUGUCCUCGCCGUCCAAGCCAUCGCCAGGGCCACCACCGCCGCCGUGCUCGACUUCGUCACCGCGCUGCGGCAGGCAGGCGUGCCGUGUCCCCAGGCCAGCAUCGGCUCCACGCCGUCCUGCAGCCACCCGGUGCCGGAGAUGGCCCAGCUCACCGAGCUCCAUCCGGGCAACUACCUCUUCUACGACCUUCAGCAGACCCUGCUGGGUUCCUGUCACCCGGAGGAGGUGGCCAUCCGUGUCCUCACCAGGGUCAUCGGUCACUACCCCCACCGCAACCAGCUGCUGGUGGACUGCGGGUGGGCAGCCCUCAGCCUCCACGGCCGGGACCAGGCGCCCAUGGGCUGCGCCGCCAUCGAGGGGCACCCCCAGCUCAGGCUGGUGCGGCUGACGGAGGAGCACGGGCAGGUGGAAGCCGUCGAUGGCCAGUUGGAUUUCGAGCGCUUCCCGUUGGGCAGCAUCCUGGCUCUCAUCCCUUUCCAUGCCUGCGCCACCGCCGCCAUGCACCCCGUCUACUACGUCCACGCCGGGGGGAAGGUGGUGGAGCUCUGGCACCCCGUCCGUGGCUGGUAG